CAUGUCUGAGCUGGAGAAGGCCAUGAUCACCAUCAUUGAUGCCUUUCACCAGUACUCAGGGAAGGAGGGAGACAAGCAUAAGCUGAAGAAAUCAGAACUGAAGGAGCUCAUUAACGAGGAGUUGACCCAUUUCCUUGGUGAGAUCAAAGACCAGGAGACUGUGGACAAAGUCAUGGAGGCCCUGGACAGCGAUGGGGAUGCAGAGUGCGACUUCCACGAGUUUGUAGCCUUCAUUGCAAUGGUCACCGCUGCUUGCCAUGAGUUCUUUGAGCAUGAGUGAGCUGGUAGGAAGCAGGCGAGCACCUCCUGCUCAUGCCGGAGAGAUGCAGAGCAGCAUCGCUCCUCCAGGAAAAAGACUGGGUGCAGAUUAGGGGCUCCUUGGAGUUAAGCUUGUGCUAGACUUAAGCAGCUUAUUAAGUUCUACAGCUUUG
Molecule: messenger RNA, 431 nt
Organism: Cariama cristata (Red-legged seriema)
Lineage: Eukaryota; Metazoa; Chordata; Aves; Cariamiformes; Cariamidae
Gene: S100B
Product: S100 calcium binding protein B
Exons: 2
Coding region: 2-280 (92 amino acids)
Biological process (GO): positive regulation of cell population proliferation; positive regulation of canonical NF-kappaB signal transduction
Cellular component (GO): cytoplasm; nucleus
Molecular function (GO): RAGE receptor binding; zinc ion binding; calcium ion binding
Source: RefSeq, a predicted model, not a curated record